Adineta steineri is the source of this 855-nucleotide messenger RNA. The record is from the annotation of a GenBank genome assembly. NCBI's taxonomy places the organism in Eukaryota, Metazoa, Rotifera, Eurotatoria, Adinetida, Adinetidae.
AUGGUAGUUCAUGAUCGUGAUGUGAGCCGUUUUGCUGACAGAAGUAGAGAACUUUGGUCAGAACGAACAAUGUCGGAUGUAAAAUAUAAGCAAAAUAGUUUUCUUCGUUGUUGUGGAAAUUGUCCAUUUGCAUCAUUACUUGCAUUUAUUUUAACAUUAACGGGUACAGGUAUUUGUUGUGGAUGUCUUUAUUAUCCAUUACGAGCAACAAUUGAACAUAUUAAUAAUGUAUUUGAAAUAGAAUAUAUCGAUCAUGAUUGGAUUCGAAUUUUACGUCUAGCUGUUAUUUUUGUUUUGGCAAUCAUGGGUGGUUUUUCAAUGAUUUUACUUAUCGUUGGAUCAUUAGCUACAGGUGCUACGCGUCAUCAAAUUUAUACAGGAUUUCGUUCUCGUCUUGGAGGUCGUAUUGCAACGGGUUUCUUUUCUAUGAUUGUCUAUGGUCUAUUACUUAUUUGGUUAUUUGCAAUGUUAUCUUUAGUUGUACCAUGUAUUGGAUUAUAUAUCCUUAAACAUCGUUGUAUAGAAGCAUGGGCAGUACCAACACCAUCUGAUUGGCCAAAUACGGCUUCACCAGCAUUAUGUCUUACACCAGGAACAUAUGGAAUUCCUGUACCAAAACAAAAACCUGAUGCAAAAGUUUGUCAACAACGAUUUAAUGAGCUGUGCACAUUGACAGAAUAUACGCCACAAUAUUUAGCAGCUUUAAUUGGUUCAUUUUUUGUUGUUAUGGGUUUGAUUCAUUUUCUUUGUUGUCUUGUGGCUAAUUAUGCUCAUAUAAAAGAUGGUAGAAAAUUACGCGAUUAUGAAGAAGCAAUUCGUGAAGAAAUUGAAAUAUCAAAACUUAAUCAAGGCUAA